Molecule: messenger RNA, 760 nt
Organism: Phasianus colchicus (ring-necked pheasant)
Lineage: Eukaryota; Metazoa; Chordata; Aves; Galliformes; Phasianidae
Source: RefSeq, a predicted model, not a curated record
AUGGAGUCGGGCUGUGGGGAGCGCUAUGCCGAACGGUGCCAGCCGGCGUUAGUGAGCAGCCGCACAACACUAGUGGGCAGCAAACCACACGAGUCUGGCAGCGUUUCUGACAAGCGCUUUUUCAGUGAAGAUCUACACGCCAGUCUAUAUUUUGUCAAUGCAUCUCUGCAAGAGGUAGUGUUUGCUAGCACCACAGGGACAUUGGUACCCUGUCCAGCAGCAGGGAUCCCCCCGGUGACGCUCAGAUGGUACCUAGCAACGGGCGAGGAGAUCUACGAUGUCCCAGGGAUCCGCCACGUCCACCCCAAUGGCACUCUCCAAAUUUUCCCCUUCCCUCCUUCAAGCUUUAAUAACUUAAUCCAUGAUAACACUUACUAUUGCACAGCUGAAAAUCCUUCAGGGAAAAUCAGAAGUCAGGAUGUUCACAUUAAGGCCGUUUUACGGGAACCCUAUACAGUCCGUGUGGAGGACCAGAAAGCCAUGAGAGGCAAUGUAGCAGUGUUCAAGUGCAUUAUCCCCUCCUCUGUGGAGGCAUACAUCACUGUUGUCUCAUGGGAGAAAGACACAGUCUCGCUUGUCUCAGGUAGGCUCUUACGAUUUUCUUUGUCAGUUGGCAGUGGCAGAUGUGGUUGCUGUCUUUUCCCCAAAAUACCUGCUGUUUCUUUUGAGUCAGUUAUAGACUGAUAUGUCGCCCUUUCAGUAACAUAUUUCAUAUUAGUGUUGCUGCAUCCUUAUGACUGUAUGUGACAUGAAGGUUUUA